Molecule: messenger RNA, 354 nt
Organism: Amoebophrya sp. A120
Lineage: Eukaryota; Dinophyceae; Syndiniales; Amoebophryaceae
Source: the annotation of a GenBank genome assembly
GUGGCCCCCGCCCACUCCGCUCCGGGCGCUGGCGCGGCGCGGCAGGGAUAUGCUGCCCGGCGGCGCCGGAGUUGCGCAAGGAAGGGGAGGGCUUACGCGUCGAGGGAGGCGUCCUCGAUGACAACGGAACUCCAUGGCGCGCACGGCAUACGAUGGCGGCGAAAUAGCCACCCCGCCGAUGUUCACGGCCUCGCGCUCACAUUCUAUCUGGCGCGCGGGGCCCCGGCCCGCCGGCUCGGGCCGUCCCAGAAAACGGAGGCCCGUCCUAGGGAAAACGACAAAGCGGUCGGGGCCAUCCCUCUUGUCAUCGAUCUGCCUUGCCGCGCGAGGUCGGGGCGCGCGCGGCGUGGCACC